AUGGUUUGGAGUAGUGGGAACUUGAGAUGGAUGUUGCAGUUUGGAUUCUGCGUUAUGAGUUUGAGAUUUGCUUCAGUUUCAGGAUCAUUCUCCUUUGAAAUUCACCAUAGAUUCUCGGACCAAGUCAAGACCGUUCUUGGUGGCCAUGGCUUGCCUGAAAUGGGCACUCUUGAAUACUACGAGACCUUGGUUCACCGUGACCGAGGUCGCAGGCUAACGUCUAACAACAAUCAGACUACUGUUUCUUUCUCUCAAGGCUACUCCACACAAGAAAUCAGUUUUUUGCAUUAUGCGAAUGUAACGGUGGGGACACCGGCUCAAUGGUUCUUGGUGGCUUUAGACACGGGAAGUGAUUUGUUCUGGUUACCUUGCAAUUGCAAUUCCAGUUGCAUAAGGAACAUGGAGACCGACCAAGGCGAGCGGAUAAAGCUCAACAUCUAUGACCCAACCAUAUCAACAACAAGUUCAAAGGUUCCGUGCAAUAGUACACUUUGUGCAUUAAGAAACAGAUGUGUUUCUCCUCUCAGUGAUUGUCCUUACCGAAUUCGAUAUCUCUCGCCUGGAAGCAAAAGUUCAGGUGUGUUAGUGGAUGAUGUGAUCCACAUGAGGACAGAAGAAGGAGAAGCCAGAGAUGCUAAGAUCACAUUUGGAUGUAGUGAGUCCCAAGAAGGGUUGUUCGAAGAAUCGGCUGUAAAUGGUAUAAUGGGACUUGCAAUAGCAAACAUAGCGGUUCCAAACAUGUUGGCUAAAGCAGGUGUAGCCUCAAACUCUUUCUCAAUGUGUUUUGGUCUGAAAGGGAAAGGAACAAUCAGUUUCGGAGACAAAGGCAGCUCAGACCAGCUUGAAACUCCAUUGAGUGGCACUCUUUCUCCGCCGUUUUACGAUGUAACCAUCAUGGAAUUCAAGGUAGGAACUGUGACGGUGGAAACAGAGUUCAACGCGAUUUUUGAUUCUGGAACCGCGGUUACAUGGCUGAUCGAACCUUACUACACUGCUGUAACCACAAACUACCAUCUUCAAGUAGGAGACAGAAGACUACCGGCAAGAGUGAAGAGUCCCUUUGAGUUCUGCUACAUUAUUACAUCAGCUACUGAUGAAGAGAAGCUUCCUUCAAUUAGCUUAGAGAUGCAAGGAGGAGCUACGUUUAAUGUUUUUAGCCCCAUACUUGUCUUCGACACCUCCGAUGGUGGAGAAGUCUAUUGCUUGGCCGUCUUCAAGGAAGUUACCGCCGGUUUCAACAUUAUCGGACAAAACUUCAUGACCAACUACAGAAUCGUCCACGACCGUGAGAGAAUGAUAUUGGGAUGGAAAGAAUCUGAUUGUAACGAUAAGAAUGGUUUCACGAGACCUACAGCUUCAGCAAACCCGCCGUUGCUGCCGCCAACGCCGUCUCCAAGGGCCAGAAGCUCUUCUACGCGUUUGAACCCUCUCGCUGCUUCUUUAACUUUCGUCCUUUGCUUCCUUUCCUUUGUAUGUUUGUGAAUCUAUACUACUAAAAUGGAUUAUUUGAGGUUCAGGAAAUGUCAACAUCAACAUAAAAUCCUUCUCCCAAAAUAAACAUG
This is a messenger RNA of Eruca vesicaria subsp. sativa (arugula), 1562 nucleotides long. The record is from the annotation of a GenBank genome assembly. NCBI's taxonomy places the organism in Eukaryota, Viridiplantae, Streptophyta, Magnoliopsida, Brassicales, Brassicaceae.